UUGAGACGAAUGUAAAGAAAAUUAAAUGUACAUCUGCAUUAUUUGCUCAAGGGUGUUCCUGGUCCCUACCAGCCUGAAACACCUUAAACCACGAAUCCCACCCCCGGGACCAUAGUAACGAGCAACCUGACAGCAGCAACUCGUUUGACAGUGACGUAAUCGGGCAGCUUGUCUGUCAAUGGCUAGCAUGGUCAAUCAGGAUGAUGUAACUUCCUGUAGCUGAUUCGGUUGGUGACGCAGAUGUUGUCUAAUCAUUAGCGAAGAAAAUAUACUGGGUGGAAAAAAAAGUCGAAACCUAAAGAAAGCAAUUUCAGGAGACCGUCGGACCGUUUGAGCAAGUUAUAGCAGCGUUCUCCGUCGUGACGGCUGGAAAUAAACGCUCCCGGGGUAGUCGGUGCCGAGCUCCGUUGCUUGGGCCCGAACAAGUUAAUUGCCAAGAAAGAUUGGACAAAUUCUGUGUUUCUUCAAUGAGGAACUACAGGUUGAUCUUUUGCCACAAUCUCAAGCAACCAUAGCUGGCUAAAAAAUGCUUAUUCACUAAGGGUGAUUGGUGUAUAAGUUAUUUUUUUUCAGUGGGUGUCUGUGCUCAAAGAUAAAAACGGCCUUGCUUUUUGGCUGAGGGAAGAUAUGAGGAAGAGCUUCUCUCCUUCAUCGAGUAGCAGCAACUCAUUAACUAGUAACAAAAUUUUCGGAGUUCCUCUUAAUGAGCAACAACAGCAAGAAUGCCAUCAAUGGAAUGAAGUUCCAUUAAUAGUAAAGCACAUUGUGGCGUAUCUGGAGGAAUAUGGGAAUAUUGAGGAUGAACUUAGGAAGUUGAAAUGCUUCUUGGAUGAGUUUCCAGCUGUUAACUGCGAUCUCCUGAAGUUCCUCCCUAGAUUCCUGGUCAAGGUAGGAUUCCAAAAGAAAGAAAAGUGGACUUCAAGGAAUCUUUCUGCUGUACUUGACCUGGAUGCUUUCUAUAUUUACACAGAUGUGGAAGAUAUGAAAGAACAAGAAGCAGCUAACAAUAUAAUGUCUGAACUACUGGAAAAUUACAGUGAUUUCUUUGGUACUGAAGAGUUUCUCCCCACAGAUAUUUCAAAUUCAUUUUGUGUUGAGGUUACUGAAUCAUGUGAAGAAAGCACUAAAACUGGACAAACUGAUGAACUUCCUAAAGACAGGAUGUUGUUGAUGGUGAAUACUGGUCACUUGAUGGUGACCAAGAAUAUAACUGAAUCUGACAAUAUUGUUUUGUCAUCAAGUGCUCAUGGUUCCCCUGUCAACCAAGUGACUGUACCUGCAGAAGAUGAUUUCACUGAAGAGAAUAGUCGCAAUGCUGGUGUUGGCAAAAUAGCCCUUUCAGAUACUUUGCAGCAUGCAGAUAGUUUGGGAGAUGAUGAUCAGGAGAAUUCACUACAUAAUUGUACGUUGGAAGUACUUAGGACUCACUUGCACCAAAGUGUUGAAAGUGUAAGUAAAAAGGUUGUGGAAAACUUUUCUCUUCCCAAAGUUCCACUCUUGGAUGUGCCUGAAGAAAGCCUGGACAAUGAACCAAUCAUACAUGAAGAAAACAAUAAUAAAGAAGAGAGGGAACAAUGUACUUCAGUUUCUGAAAUUGGCAUGGAUAAUUCUUCAAAAUUAACUUUGAAUUUGCCUUCUGGGACCUAUGAUUUAAACGCUAAUAAAGAGUCUGAUGUGCCAAAAAGUCCAGAAGUUUCUACUCGAGAUAACAGAGUGCGCCCAGAAAUUGCUCGCCUUGACCUGAAGCGAGUGACUGAGACAAGUAUCUGGGAAGCGCCAUGUACAAUCACUUUUCCCUUCAUUGAUUUCAAAACAAUGCAUCUUCAAAGAGAUGGGGAUGAUCCUGUUCCUGCAUUUAAAUCAUGGCAGGAUGAAUAUGAGCAUGAAUUGGGAGAGGCACAACUCUCACCACAGGCAGGCAGACUGACUAACCACCCACUUGAAGAAGACCCACAACCUAUGUUAUGCCGUCGUUACCUUAAUUUUGGUCAUAGGCAACGCUUUCUAGGCGAGUCUGAUUCGAUAACUGCUUCACUGAAAGGUCUUUCCACCUUUAGACCUCGAAGAUCAUCGUUUGAUUCCAAAGAUGAUGAAAAGGAAGAGCAGACUCAAUUGCAGCUGACUAAAAAAAUUCAGAAUAUCAAAAAGAAAAUAAAGUUAUUUGAAGAACAAUUUGAAAAGGAUCGAAAGUACAAGCCAUCCCACAGUGACAAAGUAGCAAAUCCAAAGGUUUUGAAAUGGAUGAAUGAAUUAGUCAAGUUACGUAAGCAAUUUAAAGAGAUGAAAUAUAAAACUUCAGAAAACGACUUAGAAACUUUACCUAUAAUACGCCCAAGAAGCAAUACUCUUCCAAAGAGCUUUGGUUCUUGUCUGGAACAUGAGCAAAGAGAUGUUUAUAAAGAAACAUCUGAGAAGGAGAAAAAGCCAUCUAUGGAAGCAACAGUAGAAACAAUCUUAAAAAGACUUAAAGAGAAACGAGCUGAGGAAGACUGGCCAGAGGAUAUUAAGGAAAUGAGACAGAAUCAUUUAACAGCAGAGAAAAUAGCCCUUCAGAAGAGUCUUUUGCAUUUUGAGAGCAUUCAUGGACGUCCGGUCACUAGGGAAGAAAAGCAGCUGGUGAAGCCUUUAUAUGAUAGAUAUCGACUUGUGAAGCAGAUGCUAGCCAAAGCGACACCAGUUAUUGGCUCUCCAUCAGCCAAACGUCGUGGCCAGACAUUACAGCCAAUCAUUGAAGGUGAAACUACUCAGUUCUUUGAGGAAAUAAAGGAAGAGGAGCACGAAGAGGAUUGUAAUAUGGCAGCAGACUUCACAGUUACCCUAAGGCCAGGCUUGCAUGCUAGGACUUUUUUGGAUCAGUUGGGUAAUGACCAUAACACAAUUGCAUCCACGGUCGAUGAGACUUCAGUAAGACUGGGCCUUGACCUAGGAGUUUCAAGCAUACAUGCUGCAUCAAUGCCUGAACUACUUGAACAACUCUGGAAAGCAAGAGAUGACAGAAAGAAUUUGCGCAAGACACUGCGUGAGUUUGAAGAGGAGUUCUAUCAAAAAAAUGGAAGAAAUGUACAGAAAGAAGAUCGUGCUCCAAUGAUUGAAGAAUACAGAGAAUAUAAAUGCAUAAAAGCCAGAGUCAGGCUUUUGGAAGUUCUUAUUAGCAAGCAAGAUUCUGCAAAAUUUAAGUUGGUUUGAUGUUACCAGUACUAUUUUCAUCAUUGAGUAAAUGUGAUCAAUAUUUUAUCUUCUGGACCUGGUGCUUACCUCUUUUUGUAACAUUGCCUUGCCUAAUGCCAAUUUGUGCACUUUACUCUGGUGCUUCUUACAAAGUAAUGAGCUGAGAGUAAGUUUAUAACCCAAGGUUAUGAAUGGUAGAUGGCUCUGGAAUAACAAGGAUACCUGACUAAAUUAGUGCUAAUAUUUUAUUAGGUUGCUGCAUUUUGUUCUGAAAUGAACAAUUAUAAUUUAUAGGGGAGGGGGGCGACAAUGAUCUUUUGAGGUAUACUGAUGAAGACAGCCAUGGAUUUCAGAAAACCAUAUUCUCUAGGUUUGAAGGCUGAUUACAAAAUAUUUAUUUUGUCUACAACCGUGCUUGCUACAUGUAGCUAUACACAAUGAAUUUUGUUUCCUCAAGUAUCAAAACUUUUAGUUUUAACUUAAGGUUUCAGAACAGAAAGGUGGGGCGGUGGUUUUCAGUAGAAUUCUUCUCGAAUCAUAAUAACCCAUUUUGUGAAGUGGACAGAUUCUGAGCCAGAAAGUGGAGGUGUACACUUGCUGUAUAUAUUUGAAGUUGUUUGUUAACUGUAGUUGUCUAUAGUGGUACAGAAAGCACUAAUAAACAGUAAGUGUUUACUAAAUUGCUGUUACUUUUACUAAAUGUAUUAACAUUUUGAGAUUUUCUGCAAAAUGAAAUAUUUGGCAGAGUUCAAUUAUGAAUGUGUUUUAAUGCAAAAUACCUGCUUUCAGUAUAACUUGUUACCUUGUGCCACUUUUUACUGCUGAAUACUGAUUAAUUGCAGAAUAAGGUGUUUGACUGUGUAGUGACCUUGUGUUUUUUUUAAAGAAACACAUUUUUGGAAAUAUGAAAAAUGUUUUUGAGUAUCCUUGUCAUUUGAAGAAUAAGAUGGAUGUUGCUUUAUAAUACUAUUUGUAAGUGAGUGAUCAUUGCAUGCACCUACUGUAUAUGUCAUUUAAGCAGCUACCAUUUAUUUUUUGCAUGAUUUUGCAUAAUUAGUACUUGCAAAACAUCUGAAUGUAAACAUCACAACUUCCUCUUGAAAGCAGAGAUUUGUUAAGAUUGAAUAAUGGUGCAUCUUAAAUGCACUGAAAAACAAUGUGUACAUUUUUGUACAUGAUUGGGUUUGCUUUUGUGUAACAAAACCAUGCAGUAAAACUUUUGGGCACUGUAUGUUGACACUUCAUUGUUUAAAAAUGACUAUUACUGCAUCAUCAUAUGAAGAAUUUAAUAAAUGCAUGGCAUCAGCACUUUCAGGUGUUUUCGUGUGUGCAUAUGUCACUGUAAGAUGGUACAUUUUGUAAUGUAUCAUUUCCACACCUUUUUAUAAAAAGCUAUCUGUAUAUUUUGGUGUGUUCAAAUUUUUAACUAGUCUUAUACACUCUUCUGUCAUCCAUAUUGAAGUCGCUUGAGAAUUGAGUAUGUAGAAAAAUUUGAGCAAUAAAAUGGAAAGGAACAUUAAUUGUAAAACAGCAUUCUAAUGGAUGUGGCAGUUUUCUUUUUGUAUGGCAUUCCUUGUAACAUAUGCAUUGCAAAAAUUAAUGUAAUCAUUUUUGCCAGCUUGAAACAUCAGGUUUCAUCUUAUGGACUGUAAGAUUUACCAUAGUACAUGUUUCAGAGGUCAUUUAUCUUGGAAGUUUUAUAUAAUUUUCCUAAUUUACAAUGUGAUUUACUUCAUUAGUAUGCUUCCCAUUAUUAGUCUGGCAUGUACUUGAAUAAAAUAAGUUCAUUUAGAUAAAGACUCUGACCAUAAUAAUUAUUUGAUUCUUGCCAUAGCAGUAACUACAACAUUUCAACCAUGUUACUUACUGCAAAUAUA
Molecule: messenger RNA, 5045 nt
Organism: Pristis pectinata (smalltooth sawfish)
Lineage: Eukaryota; Metazoa; Chordata; Chondrichthyes; Rhinopristiformes; Pristidae
Product: protein FAM13B-like
Exons: 22
Coding region: 628-3186 (852 amino acids)
Biological process (GO): signal transduction
Source: RefSeq, a predicted model, not a curated record